Molecule: messenger RNA, 3459 nt
Organism: Miscanthus lutarioriparius
Lineage: Eukaryota; Viridiplantae; Streptophyta; Magnoliopsida; Poales; Poaceae
Source: the annotation of a GenBank genome assembly
AUGGCGGAAGGAGUUCUUGCCUCGAGCAUCGUCCAUGGGGUGCUGGCUAAGAUCGGCUCCUCGAUUUGGGCCGAGCUUGCGCUCCUGAGGAGCUUCAGGGCGGACCUGAGGGCCAUGGAGCGCGACUUCACCACCGUCCGGGAAGUCCUCUCUGACGCCGAGGCGCGCGGCGGCAGCGGUGAUGCAGGCGUCCGCGACUGGCUGCGCAGGCUCAGGGACGUCGCCCACGACAUCGAUGACCUCCUCGAUGAGUGCCGCACAGAUCUCUGCGUCUCCGAGCGGCGGAAGAGCACUGCCCUGAAGUCAUUGAGGCGCAGGCUGGAAUCCAUCGCCGCUGGAAGAGACAGACUGCGCCUGAACCCCGGCAUCCAACCGCCAGGACACCCAUCCGCUCCUCCCCGUCGCGAGACGAUCUCCAAGGUCGAUGAGUCCAAGACGAUUGGGCGGGCCGGGGACAAGGAGAAGCUCAUGCGGCUGGUCCUCGAUGCCACCAGCGACGAGGACGUGUCCGUGAUCCCCAUCUUCGGCUUUGGCGGACUCGGCAAGACCACGCUCGCGCAGUUGGUGUUCAACGACCGUCGCGCCAACGACGAGGUGUUCGACCCCCGGAUCUGGGUCUCCAUGUCCGGCGACUCCAGCCUCCGGACGCUGGUCCAGCCGAUCGUGAGCGCGACCAAGGAGAAGUGCGACCUUGACAACCUCGACGCCGUCUCGAGCUUCCUGUCGCGGACGUUCACGGGGAAGAAGUAUCUGCUCGUUCUCGACGACCUGUGGAGCGAGAAUCAGGAGGAGUGGGAGAGGCUGCGGCUACUCCUCAAGGACGGCAAAGCGCGGCAGCAAGAUCAUAGUGACUACACGGAACCUGAAGGUUGCCAUGAUGGUUCGCACGGUGGCGCCGUUCGUGCUCGAGGGUCUCUCGGACGACGACUGCUGGGAGGUAUUCAGGUACAAGGCAUUCGAGGAAGGGGACGAGAAUUUGCAUCCCAAGCUGGUCAAGCAGCGAAGGCUCUUGGGAGCAUGUUGAGGUUCAACAAAAAUGAACACUCAUGGGUGGCUGUCAAGGACAGUGAGAUAUGGCAGAUGGAGAAGGAAGAGACUAUCUUGCCAUCUCUGAAACUUAGCUACGACCAGAUGGCACCUAGUGUGAAGCAGUGCUUCGCUUAUUGUUCGGUGUUUCCUAGGAGCCAUGAGAUUGACAGGGACAAGCUUAUUCAGCAAUGGGUUGCUCUUGGUUUCAUUGAACCUACAAAGGAUGAGGUUCAGACAAUCACUUCUAACCAGGUUAAUGGUCACACUGAAGGAUGCUGUUAUGUAUCACUGGCUGAUGACAUGGGAGCGCCUGAAGUUAUUCAGAGCAUGUUUCGCAGAGUUCGUGCCUUCCAUUCAUGGGGAUAUAAUCUUGACAUCAAGCUGGUUCUUCAGUCCAGGUGUUUGCGCGUACUGGAUUUGGGAGGCAGCCCUAUUAUGGAGCUUCCCCAAAUGGUUGGCAAACUGAAACACCUAAGGUACUUGGAUGUUUCUUCAUCCCCAAUCGAAACUCUGCCCAAUUCCAUCAGCAGCCUCCACAAUUUGCAUACUCUGUACCUAUCCAAUUGCAGCAAUCUCUGUACUCUUCCCAUGUCCAUAUGCAACCUUCAAAAUCUAGAGACCUUGAAUCUUUCAGCUUGUAGCCCCCAAAACUUACCAGAUUCGAUUGGGAAUCUCCAAAACCUGGGAAAUCUGAACAUGUCAUUUUGCAAUUUUCUUGAGACAUUGCCAAACUCCAUUGGUAAACUCCAAAACUUGCGGACCUUGAAUCUAAAAGGUUGUGGUAAGCUCCAAAGUCUCCCUGAUGAUAUAUGCAGCCUCCAAAAUUUGCAUUUUUUUAACCUUUCACAGUGUGGUAUUCUCCAAGAAUUGCCCAGAAAUAUCGGUAACCUCUCAAAUUUGUACCACCUGAAUUUAUCACAAUGCAAUGAUCUCAAGUCAAUCCCAGAUUCAAUACGCCGGAUAAGACGGUUGCAUACUUUGAAUAUGUCUCAUUGCAGCAGUCUAUCAGAAAUACCAGUAUCUAUUGGAGGCCUUAAAGAGCUUCAAUUUCUUAUUUUGUCGCAUCAUUCAAGCAGUUUAUCACUUCCUAUAUCAACCGGCCAUCUACCAAACUUGCAGACGUUGGAUCUCUCCUGGAAUAUUGGUCUGGAGGAAUUGCCUGAAUCAAUCGGCAAUCUUCAUAAUUUGAAGAUCCUGAUCUUGUUCCAGUGCUGGAGUCUUUCCAGGUUGCCUGACUCUAUAUCCAACCUUGUGAUGUUGGAAAGUUUGAACUUUGUUGGAUGCGAACAGCUGACAAAGUUGCCUGAUGGCAUAAUAAGCAUCAGCAAUCUAAAGCACCUGAGAAAUGACCAAUGCUCAGCUUUGGAGAGACUGCCUCAUGGAUUUGGGCAAUGGACAAAACUUGAAACAUUGUCCCUACUUACGGUAGGUGACAAAAAUAGCAGUAUUGCAGAGCUAGAGCACCUUAAUGUUUUAACUGGUCAGCUGAGAAUUGAAUGCCAGUCACCCAUGAAGGAUCCGUCAACUGAUGCCAUGAGAGCAAACUUAAGGAAGAAGAAAAAAUUAAGCAGCUUGACCUUGUCAUGGACCAGGUCUUGUUCCAUUGAAGAACUGAUGAGUGCUGAAGCAUUUCUUGAAGUCCUCAUGCCACCUGAAAACCUCGAAGUUUUUGAGAUAGACGGUUAUCUGGGCACUAAAUUUUCCAGUUGGAUGAUGAACAGCAUGGAACUGUUGCUUCCGAAUCUUGUUUCCAUCAGUUUCAGCAACAUUCAUCAUUGUAGUUGCCUUCCGCACCUUGGCCAUUUUCCGCAUCUACAGUCUCUUCAGCUCCGCCACAUUACCGGUGUUCAUAGCAUGGACUCUCAAAUGCCUGUAAAAAUAAACCAAGGUACUCUAUACCGAUCGUUGAAGGAACUCCACUUUGAAGACAUGCCCAACCUGGAGAUUUGGCUAACAUCACCGGUAACCGAUCACAAGGACAAAGAACCAGACCUAUUCAAGUUUCCUGUUCUUAAAACUGUCACUGUAACUGAAUGCCCAAUGUUGACACCACAGCCGUGCCUGCCUGAUGCGAUAGCAGAUUUGUCGGUGUCCGGCAGCAGCUCGAUGUUAUCAGUUGGUAGGAUCGCCGUACCACCAUCAUCGCUUCUGAGGAGAUUAUGGAUUAAAAACUGUCAUGUUUCUUCUAACGAGUGGAGGUUGUUGCGGCACAGACCAAAGCUCGAGGACCUAGUGAUCGAAUACUGUGAGAGGCUGCAUGUUCUGCCCGAGGCCAUCCGGUCCCUCACUAACCUGCGGAGUCUGAAGAUUCUAAAUUGCUGGGAACUGAAAGCCCUUCCGGAAUGCUCGGUGAACUUGCGACACUUGAAUCUCUGGAGAUACGCUGCUGUCCCAAGCUGGUUUCACUGCCCAAAGGUUUGCAGGGCUUGA